Thunnus maccoyii (southern bluefin tuna) is the source of this 5167-nucleotide messenger RNA. RefSeq names its product proline rich 18 (gene prr18). Lineage: Eukaryota; Metazoa; Chordata; Actinopteri; Scombriformes; Scombridae. The transcript has a single exon. The record is from RefSeq and is a predicted model, not a curated record. Bases 2320 to 3069 code for a protein of 249 amino acids.
CAGUGGUAAUACACAGGGAUAUCUGAUAUCCACGACUCUUUUGAGGUUUUUCCAGCUAAAUAGAUUAAAAAUCAGCGCCUGUCUAGUGUCUGUUAGUCUUCCAUGUGUAUGUGAAUACACCUGCCCCCCCCCCGCCCCCUUAGCUCAUUACAUUAAAAUUGCUUCUCCUUUUUAAAUUUGAUUUCCUGCCAGAUGUAGCAAUGACCCAGUUAAUUACGCUUUUCUGAACAUUGUGCUUUUGACAUGACCUAAUAACCUAAUAUAGCUUGCAUUGGGAUCCUAUAUUGCUUCAGCAUGAUGGCAUAGCCUUUGAGGAUAGGGUUGCCAUGACAACCUCCUCCAGAAGAUUCGUAACCUCAGCCUACCCCCCAUCUGUGCUGCAGAUGUUCAUAUUAUCCUGAUGAGAAGGUGUACAUCUUCUUAUUUUAUAGAGCACCUUGGACCAGCAGUCAGUCAUCAAUCUGUUUGGUUUACAGUGAAGAAAUGAUUUUAAAGCUGUUUAACGCAUCAGUCUCCACAUAAAGAAAGCCACAGUGCUUCCUAUCAUCCUAUGUAGUAGUUGCAAGGUUUGCUUCAGGUUCAGCAAACAUGCCUCUAGGUUUUCUUUGUACUAAAUAACUGCAUUUCAAUGCCUGUUGUGCAGCCCCCACAUGUUUUCAUUAGGUGCUUGUAUAAUGUGGCAGUGGAUUAGCAUGGACAAAAUCUCCCUUCAGUACUACUUGUUCAACUAACUUGGCAGAGAGCCAGCAAAUCCCUGAGCACCAUAUACUCUCCAAGUAAUCUGAGGGAUAAAAUAAUUAUCUUGAAUGAAGGGAGGUUGGUUGUUUUUGUGAUCAGUUUUCUUUACCCGCUAUUUUUGGAUUAAAAGUUUGAGGAUGUGGGGGGGAAAAUACCCUGACCCCAGCAAUCUGUUAGUGUCCUGUUUCCUCUUUAUUACUUCUAAUCCAUUGUUAUGUCAGAGAGAAGAAGGAUACCACACCAAGGCAGCCGCUGAAAUUAAACACUGGGUGCUCUUCAGCUUAAUGAUCCCAUCUUGUAAAGAUGAAUAAAUAACUUGUCGUGGUUUGUCACAGAUGAGUUAGUCAGGAUGAUCGGGCUGAACUGUGUACAUAAAAAUGAUCAACUACAGGAAUGUUAUUCUAAUCAUAGCAACUAUUAUGCCAGUUUUUAUUAUGCCAUUUCAAAUCACAUAGUUAUGUUGCACAUAUUCAGUGUUGUAAAUUGUAAAGAUAUAUGUAAUAACACUUAAAUUUGGUAUGGUAAUCAAUGAAUUAAGUAAUUAUCUGUUGAAUGACUUAAAGGCAAAGUGUUCUACAAAUUGUAACAUAUGCUCAGGCAAUAUCAAAUAAAUGGUAUAAACUAUAGAUCUAGAAGGUGAGUAUUGAUUUCCUCUUGCAACCCACACUGAGGGAAACAAAAUUACAUUGAAUCAAUUGUGGAACUGUCUGGGUGAAAGUGCAGAUAACAGCAGAAAGGAGGAGAAAUCAAUGCUCUAUACUAUUUGUAUAUUCCCUCAGAUUGCCUUUCAUAGGCUACACGGUCCACACGACAACAAUGGGCCAUCCACACGCGUCAGUUAAUUGACAUUUGAGACUAUAUUGACUGACUGAAAAGCUAAAAUCAAGAUGCAUGUCAUUGUGCCUGUGACAUGUUUUCUUAGGUCAAGGACAACCAGGUUAUCUAUAGGCACUAAGGGCUAAUCAGUGUUUUUAUAAGCGAGAUAUAUUCCCAUAGACAGGACUACUGUAAAAUCUAAAUUUAACUCUUAAAAAUAGGUGAUAAAUAUGAGUCACAUUUAAGGAAAUCAGAUAAACCUGCUGUCACUUUAAGUUAAAAAAAUAUCCAUGUGUCACAGAAACUAAACUGACACCAUUCAUAUCAAUACAUGAAGAUGAUUAAUACCUUCCAGGUUGAUUCAGGUAAACAAUUUGUGAAGCAGGCUAUGUGCGUGUGAACUUCUCCAGUGGCUGGAAAACGGCAGAGGCGCUGUGAGAAAAUCUGAGGGGAGCAUGAGGUGCAUGUGGCUCAUCGGAAGUUAUUGGAAAUGAUGAAAUGACAUCACCGCAGUUUUUUCGUGGCUUUGUUUGGUGCGUCUCCUGACCACGCCUUCCUGCCAGGACGGUCAUAAAACAGCCAGUCUGUGUGUGUGCUCACCAGUUGAUUUCUAGUCAGUGUGGCCAACAGGUGCACUACAGCCUCCCUUCACCUCGCUGUUGGAUAAUGCCCGCAGAGCGCCGAUCGUCGCUUUGUGCAGGGCUUCCUCAUCUGCACUUUGAACAUUUGCACGUUUUUAUAUCCUGAUCACUUCCAGUCACAAAAAUGCCUUUUCCGCCCAUCAGCCUCCACCAGCGGAUCUCUUCUCCUGGAAGGGAACUAUUCGGGAAAAAGAAAGCCAACGGAGUGCCUCCUCAGACUGAGCUCACCAGCAAAUCCGGCGGAGAAAAAGGUUCCGAAAAGGAGAAGCAGUCCACAUCUUGGACAUCGGCGAAUUUAAGGAAUUUGGGGCGGAAAGCUCAUCAAGAGAAGAGUAAAAGCCCAGCGCAGAAGCCGGGUGCCGGUCAGUGCUCCUGGCUGACGUUGCCCAAACCUCAGGACUCAUCGGAAGGUGUCAGGCGCUCCAGCUCCAUGGACUCAUCCAGACUUCUCCAUGGCAAAGAGGAAGGGAAGAAGGAGAUUCAGUUCACCCUCAGUCUCACCCCUGAAGCCGUUCUCGUCAUCCAAAAACGAAAUCUUGAAAAGCAGAUGCUGGCGAAGCAACAGAAGUGUUGCGCGGCCGCGGACUUCAGGCACAGGCGCGUUUUUCCUUCCAAAAAGGCGCACGGAGCGUCCAAGGGCAGCGCACCAGUCGCCAAAGCGGAGGGAGCAGAGCAGGACAUCACCGCCAUCGUUAAAAUAUCUCUGUUGAACGAUCAAUACAAGUACGAUGACGUGGAGUAUGAAGAGGAGGAUGGAGAUGUGGACGAGACUGUAGUGAGGAAAUGUAAAGAGUGGCUCAAAGGGGUCGAAAAUGCCGCUGCUUUGGGAAAAGUCGACAAACUUUCUGCACUCCCGCACCUUAAAGGCUGCUGAUACCUGACAUUUGAUUUGAUCACUUGAUCUUUCAUUUCAUAGCUGACUGAAGCGAUGAUGGACUCGUGAAAAGUGUGCACUGAUGUAGUCCUGCUGCAAUGGCAUCUUAAAUUUAAGUCUUAAAUAUAAGUGUAAAUUAAAUGUUUGCAAAUGUCUGUAGAGGAAUGUCCACGUGUUUCUGAAUUACUCCCAAAAUAAGUGUGAAAAAAGCAAAUGAGGAAAUUGACUCUUAGUCAAGAAAACAAAAACAGACGAGUAAAUUGAACUGGAAUAAGAAAAAAUAUCACUUUCCUCAACAGAAAUACGAUUUUAAAGCUUAAUUGCAGCCCAUGGCUCAACCAACAGUGCUUCUUAUGGUUCACAGGGAUGUUGCUUUGCGAGUUUAUGCCUAUUCAAUAAUUUGUUGAAGUUUGAAUUGAAUACCUUAAUAUUCUCGUCCUUUGCACAUGGUUUUUGUUUUCAGUGGGGCGCCUGGAUUGGCACAGGGAUUUGCGUAAAGGCACGCGAAACCGUUCCUUUGUGUCAGAGAACAAUAAGCUGUCAACAACAGCGCUUUAUGCGCCUGCUGCUGAAACCAAACUGGACUGUUUAUUUUUCCUCGAGUAAGAGGGUUAUAUCAUUUGUAGGGAUUUAUCAGUGAUGUACAAUAUUUAAUAUUUGCUAAAUAUUUGUACUGUCAAACGUUUUCUCAGCUGAUAAUUUUAUGCCAUUUGAAGUAAAAAUGUUUUUUUUUUAAUUACCCAAGUGUCACUGAGCCUUUUAAAUCUUAACAAGCUGAUUUGUGUGUUGUGCCUCUUAAAUAAUUCUGUUACAUGAUGCUGAUUUGAAGUCAUUUAGAUUUCAGUUACACUUCUGGCCAAUCUCCAGAUGGUAUUUUAAAGACUCUUUGUUGCCACUGUAGCUACCUGAGGCCAUUUGGGCAUUAGUGUUCUAAGCUUCUUAGAUUUCCUGUUAAGCAGGGUUGACCAGUGUAGGGCCUCUGUAGGGCCCAGGUGCAUGAUCCAUUCAGGAAAUUACCUCCAGUCUGCUUUCCUUAUGGAAUAUCAAACUAAGCAUUGCACAUAGCUACAAGAGAGCCUUGGUACCAAAAUCUGGGAGAAGUUUCUAUUCAAAAUGUCCUGCAGAACUGCGUGUACAUAAGUUUUAGCAAAAAACUGAAUUCUGGUUUGUUGCUAGGACCAACUGAGGGACUAGCAACAAACCAGUGUGUUUCCAGCAAAAAACAGAACUGAAUGCAAUAAACCAAAUAUUAGAAUAUGAAGGCUUCUUUACUGAAUUACUGCAGGUGUCUGUAUAUUGUCCUACAGAAACAGUAAUUAUAUGCAAUCCUUUGACACAUUAAAUCUUCAUGUGGGGUCACUAACAUAUUUAAAAUGUGUGUAUUUGUGUGUAUGGGAGUAAUAAGCUUUAGCCUUCUUUUAUUGUUCUCUGUCACUUGGUAACCAGAGUUUUACUCAGAGUGUGGUACGCUUUAAAGCUCAAUAACAACUUGGACAGACGAGUGUGAGCUAGAAUAUGUUAAGACACUGCAGUGAAUUUGAAGCCCUCAAACACCAACAGCUGGUAAGCUUUUUUUGAAAAAAUACUUGUAUGCUCAGGUAACAUUGUGGUUACGUAUUACUCUGGAAUGUGAUGUUUACACAUCAGCAGAGAGGAUUCCUAAAUUUUUUUCAGUACUAUUUUUCAGUCGUGACUUGCCUUGUUUCUCUAAAGGUUACCUUGAUAGUAGAUUUGUCAUGAGAUCCAAGUGCAAAGACUUUCAUCAAUCAAGGAAUCAUCUCUCUACCUGGGAUGCACACUUAUCACCUGUUGGUGUCAGAAAGGUAUUUUCUAAAAACAGACUCAUCACCACUCAGAGUUUCAUAUUUUAUUAUGCUGUUAUCCUGGAAAAAUUCAAGAAUUCAUGACAUAAUCAAUCAGGUGUCAAAUAUAUGUAAAGCACAGCUUUGUACAAGACAUUACAGAUUUCUUAUUUAUGCCAUGUGAGUAAACAAACGGGCUACUAGAAUAAAGCAAUGUGUCCUGAAUAGAUGCUCCCAUUCAGUGUCACAAAGUUGUUUUAUUGUCGCAUGGAGCGGACUGAGAUCACGACUGAGCC